Clupea harengus (Atlantic herring) is the source of this 3961-nucleotide messenger RNA. It is a transcript of the gene osbpl5, whose product is annotated as oxysterol binding protein-like 5. Gene Ontology annotation, molecular function: cholesterol binding. Lineage: Eukaryota; Metazoa; Chordata; Actinopteri; Clupeiformes; Clupeidae. The record is from RefSeq and is a predicted model, not a curated record. Gene Ontology annotation, cellular component: cytosol; cortical endoplasmic reticulum; membrane.
CGAACGUUCGGCUCUGGCAUUUCCUGCCAUUAGCUACUUUCAUGAACAGCUGUAUGGCAGUUUCUGGGAUGCUGGUGUCUAAAACUGGACCGUUAUUUUAAUUUCAUCCGUAUUACAGCCGUUUCCUUUUCUCUGAAUGGCGAUAUUUACUUGACUGAAGAUGCAUCAUUCUAAUGCUGGACUUCGCCUGCUAAGUUACAGAUUUUGGACUUUCUGACUACAGCAAAACAUAGCAACGGUACUUCAGCCUCCAGCAAAGAAGUGGGCAAACGUGUUUUAAACUGGCAUAAACCUAUUUCAGCCGUUACAGUUUGCGGGAUUUGGGUAAAGCUGGUUUCUCAGUUCCACGCGUUUGUUAUAAGGGCUAUGUACCGUGUAAAAUAAAAGAUAUAAAAUUAUAUGAAAUACACUUUGGAUGGUAGCAAUAGCCUUUGAUCCGAAAAGGCGUCCAUGAGUUGCUGCUGUUACACACUUCCAACGUCACCCGGUGAAAGUGUUCAUUCGAAUCCAGGAAAGGCAACGAUAACGUGGGACAACCACAGUUGCGACAGCUAUCACCAGACACUGUUUUCACCGUCAUGGCCAAAUACGCGAAGAAGUCAUUUGGAUAAGUGAGACCGAAAACGGAGUUACGUGAUCGACGAUAUAAGCUAGCUGCUACUUCACUGUGACCAAGUACGGCAGGCAAUAUGAAAGAGGAGAACUUGUCCCGCCGGCGGUUCUCUCUCUGCCAGACGACACUCUCGCCGCCAAAGAUCGACCCGCGGUCCCUGACAAGGAAUCUGUCAUAUGCAGGGGACAACGACAUUUACCCCCUCAGCCCAGGUGGUGACUCCGUAGACCGUAAUGGUUUGUCCUCUCCAAGCGACGAUUUCAGUCCUGCUCAGUCUCCCAGCAGCCCAUUGGACACCAGGAUGUUUGGGGGUGUGGAGGGGGACAACACAUCUCCCACAGAGAGGCUGGCCAGGAAGGAGUCCCUCAAGGUCCAGAAGAAAAAUUACCAACAGGAGAAAAAGAGGGCAGCCAAAGAGUUAUUCAGUGCUCUCAAGGACCCCAGUGUGGUCAUCAUGUCCAACUGGCUGAAGAUCCGCGGCUCCCUGAAGAGCUGGACCAAGCUGUGGUGCGCGCUGAAGCCGGGCGUGCUGCUCAUCUACAAGAGCUCCAGCAUGGAGCACUGGGUGGGCACCGUGCUGCUGGGCUCCUGCAAGCUUAUCGAGAGGCCCUCCAAGAAGGACGGCUUCUGCUUCAAGCUCUACCACCCGCUGGACAAGUCCAUCUGGACCAUGAAGGGUCCCGGAGGGGAGAAUGUGGGCUCCAUCACACAGCCUCUACCCAGCAGUUACCUCAUCUGCAGAGCUGCAUCUGAUUCAGAUGGUCGUGUGUGGAUGGAUGCUCUGGAGUUGGCUCUCAGCUGCUCCAGCCUGUACAAGCUGACGGCCAAGAGCUGUCGGGACGGAGACCUGAGCUCCUCCUCGGACUCCUCACACAUCCUGCAGCUCCUGCAGUCUCCCAUCCUCACAGAGCACGCACUCCAGCAGUUGAAUGACUCCAUGCUGGAGAACAAUCACAUGGAGAAUGAUGGCUUCUCAGACAAAUCGGAGAGGGAAGCCCACGAGGACUCGGACAACGCGGCCAAUGAGAACGGGGGGCGUGUGACGGAGGAGAGCGACAUGGACCAAUCAGACGACCUCUCCCCGUGUCUGCAGGCCACCACCUAUGUUGAGCAGGGACAGGAGGAGAUGGGAGAGGCUGGAGAGGCGUCCCAGGUGGAGACGGUGUCCGAGGAGAACAAGGGCCUGAUCUGGACCCUGCUGAAGCAGCUGCGCCCGGGCAUGGACCUGUCCAAGGUGGUGCUACCCACCUUCAUCCUGGAGCCCCGCUCCUUCCUGGACAAGCUGUCCGACUACUACUUCCACGCUGACCUGCUGUCCCAAGCGGCGGUGGAGGAGAGUGCCUACUGCAGGAUGAAGCAGAUCGUGCGCUGGUACCUCUCCGGUUUCUACAAGAAGCCCAAGGGUUUGAAGAAACCCUACAACCCCAUUCUAGGGGAAACAUUCCGCUGUUGCUGGCUCCACCCUGAGACGGACAGUUGUACAUAUUACAUAGCAGAGCAGGUUUCUCACCAUCCACCCAUUUCUGCAUUUUAUGUGUCCAACAAAAAAGAUGGUUUCUGCAUUAGCGGGAGCAUCCUUGCCAAGUCCAAGUUCUAUGGUAACUCUUUAUCUGCGAUACUGGACGGCAAGGCCAGGUUACUGCUCUUGUCCCGUGAUGAGGAGUAUGUCAUAACCAUGCCCUAUGCCCACUGCAAAGGCAUCCUGUAUGGCACCAUGACCCUGGAGCUGGGGGGAAAGAUCACCAUCGAUUGUGACAAAACCAAAUGCUCUGCAGAGCUGGAAUUCAAACUCAAGCCUUUCCUUGGCAGCGCCUGCCAUGUGAAUCAGAUUUCUGGAAAGAUCCGCUUGGGAGAUGACGUAAUGGCCACAGUGGAAGGCCACUGGGAUGGCGAGGUAUUUAUGCAGGAGAAGAGGUCUGGCCAGCAGGAGGUGCUGUGGAGCCCCACCCCAGAGGUGCGCAGCCAAAGGCUCAAGAGACAAGUGGUUCAGCCAGACCAGCAGGGAGCGUUUGAGUCCGAGAGGCUCUGGCAGCAGGUGACCAGCGCGAUCCAGGAUCGGGACCAGAACCGGGCCACGCAGGAGAAGUUUGUCCUGGAGGAGGCCCAGCGGUGCGAGGCCCGGGAGCGAGGGGAAGGACCCUGGAGCCCACACCUCUUCGCCCUCAACCCAGACACUAGCGAGUGGCAGUACAAACAUGUCGACACUAAGCCCUGGGAUGCAGACACAUGCCUGCUGCAGUUUGAGAAGGACAGCAUCAUUCAGACCAAGCAGAGGCAACAGCGGCGUCGGCACAACGGCUACUCCUAUAGCCGCAGCUGGGCCACCCAGCAGAAGGCCCAGGUAAAUGGCAAGCACAGGAAGUCGAGUAGCCAGCCGUCGAGCUGCAGCCAGAACACUGAGAGCAGCAGCUCCACGCCAGAGCCCCCGCACGGGUCAUCAGACAAUGAGGGGUACCUGACUCAGUGUGCUCGCUGCAGCCAGCAAGGAAAGGACAUUGCCCAGAUCGAGUCCUCCAUAGCGACCAUCCAGAAGACGCAGCAGGACAUUCAGAAGAACCUGUACUCCCUGAGUCGUCAGCUGUCCCAGCGGCAGGCGGCGGAGGAGAGCGUGGCGGUGACGGGCCGCCACUGGCUCAUCCUCUGCAUGCUGCUGCUCUUCCAGCUGCUCAUCAACUACGUCUACACCUGAGCUGUUCACUCACCACCCUCGGGGGCCAGAGGUCAGGGGUCGCAGGUCACGCAGCCAAGCCGGUGCCUAGCAAUAAACACAGCCAACACCUCCCCACACACAGCCACACCACCACUCCACACAUCAAAGCAGCUGCAGAACGGCCACCUUCACUGCCACCACUGUCAUCCACUCACCUUCCCCCCCUUUUCAGAGGAGCUCGUCGCCAUGGCAAUAAGCACUUCAGAGGAAGAUGACUCUUUGUGUUAAGCUAUGUGUUAAGGAUGAGGUCAAAGAGCUGAAAGACCUCAACAUGAUAAUCAUUUUUAACUAAGCGCAUAGGUGUGAGAGGACUCUCAUGUCUCUGUGCGAGUGUAUUAAAUGGUUCAUUUUUAUUUUAAUAUUAUUUUUUAAAUCCUGUGUGUAGAUAGAUGUGAAACCCUUCUGUUCUCCCGUCCUCCUGAAUUCUGGCCUUAUUGCUGAAACCAAAUGGAAGUACACAUACAUUUGUGGAAAUCAGCAACAACAAGAAAAAGAAAGAAAAGUAGUGCAAUUCAGUGUCUUUUUCUGUACAAGUACAGUCACUCAAAAUGCCACAAAGUACCAAAAUAGUGUAAAGUGUUAUUUCUAAAUGAAAAAGAGUACAUGUUUACAACUUCAUUUUUUUUUUUUUUUUUUUU